Synchiropus splendidus (mandarinfish) is the source of this 3172-nucleotide messenger RNA. It is a transcript of the gene fubp3, whose product is annotated as far upstream element (FUSE) binding protein 3. Gene Ontology annotation, cellular component: cytoplasm; nucleus. The record is from RefSeq and is a predicted model, not a curated record. Gene Ontology annotation, molecular function: mRNA binding. Bases 148 to 1743 code for a protein of 531 amino acids. The transcript is spliced from 19 exons. Lineage: Eukaryota; Metazoa; Chordata; Actinopteri; Syngnathiformes; Callionymidae. Gene Ontology annotation, biological process: regulation of gene expression.
UGCUUACCAUUCAUGUCUGACAGAGGAUCUUGCCAGUUGACCGUUUCUUAUCUAGCAUGGCCACAAGAGAUUUGUGUCUAACAGCUAAACAGUUAAAGUACAGCAAGCGUUAAAAUCAUCCAGCUACGACAGAACUUUGCCUCGCCAAUGUACUUUAGAAGGAUGGCAGCAAAGAUGGGAGGAGAGCAAAUGCCCAACAUGAACAAUUCCUCUCCAGUCCUGGACCCCUCCCUCUAUGGCUUUGGAGGCCAAAAGCGUUCCCUGGACAAUGGUGUGGGGAACCACCUCGGUGCAAUGGUACAUCAAAGGGCUCUCACUACAGAAGACUACAAAGUGCCUGAUAAGAUGGUGGGAUUCAUUAUUGGAAAAGGAGGCGAGCAGAUUUCCAGAAUUCAACUGGAGUCUGGUUGUAAGAUCCAGAUUGCAUCAGACAGUGGUGGAAUGUUAGACCGGCCCUGCACGCUGACUGGCAGCCCAGAGAACAUAGAGCAGGCCAAGAGGCUGCUGAGUGAAAUUGUGGAGCAGUGUCGGUACGGUCCAGGAUUCCACUACGAGAUGGACGGCAACGGUUCCAUCCAGCAGAUUCUUAUUCCCGCUAACAAAGUUGGCCUGGUUAUUGGGAAAGGAGGAGAAACUAUCAAACAGCUGCAGGAGCGAACUGGAGUCCAGAUGAUCAUGAUCCAGGAUGACCCCAUGCCCACUGGAGCUGACAAGCCACUGAGAAUCACAGGAGAUCCCCACAAAGUUCAACAAGCACGAGAGCUGGUGGUGAAGCUGAUCAGAGAUAAAGAUCAGGGAGAUUUCAGGUCUGGCAGAGCUGACUUUGGGUCCAAAAUGGGUGGAAGCUCUCUGGAUGUUGUUGUUCCCAGAUUUGCUGUGGGCAUCAUCAUUGGUAGAAAUGGAGAGAUGAUCAAGAAAAUUCAAAACGAUGCCGGAGUCAGAAUCCAGUUCAAACAAGAUGAUGGAGUCAGUCCCGACCGUGUUGCCCAGGUAAUGGGCCAGCCAGAUCACUGCCACCAUGCAGUUCACCUCAUCAAUGAACUGGUUCAAACUGCCCAGGAGCGGGAUGGGUUUGGUGUGAUGGGUCGUCGUGGGCGUGGGGAUUGCAACAUGGGAGGACCUGGAGGACUGCAGGAAGUGACUUAUGCCGUUCCUGCCGACAAGUGCGGCCUGGUAAUUGGAAAAGGUGGUGAGACCAUCAAGAACAUCAAGGAGCAGUCUCGCGCCCACGUGGAGCUGCAGAGAAACCCGCCGCCCAACACUGACCCCAAUGUCCGCAUCUUCUCUAUCCGCGGCACCCCGCAGCAGUUGGAAAAGGCCCGUCAGCUGAUCGAUGAGAGAAUUGGGGCUCCAGGGAUGGGGGGAAACGGAAAUUUUGGCAUGAAUCCAUACAACCAGGGAGCCGCGACUCCUCCUCAACAUGGCCCUCAGACCUUCAUGACUGGUGGCUGGGGAACCACCUUUCAGAUUUGGCAGCCUCAAGGCCAGCAGGACCAUAGUCACAAUGGAUCCCAGACAGGCCAGAUGGACUGGGAUCAGUAUUACAAAAAACUAGGUCAGCAGAAUCAAGCCCAGAGUUCUGGCCCGGAAUACAACAAAGGCUGGGGCCAGACUUCAGGUCCUGCAUCUCAGCAGAGCUCCAAUCAGGACUACAGCGCCUGGGUGGACUUCUACAGACAGCCCAUGGCCUACUUCAACCAGGGCGGACAGCAGAGCCAGCCCCCGGGCCUCCAGGAUCACUAGGCGAGCGGCUCGACUGGAAUCACUGAGGAUGGAAGCGACCCCAAUUUUUAACGGAGGGUUCUAGAUUUACAACGCCUUGAAGACUUUUUUCUUAGUGAGAACACUAGCUGUAGAAUGACUUAUAUCAUAAAGUAAUAUUUCUAAAAUCAGGAACAUUUAUUUGUAACUAAAUGCUUAUGUACACUGUUAUUUUGGAUAGACAGUAUCUGGGAUCCCUUUUGUUUUCCUUUUGGACUUGAGAGAGCUGUUUUCUGGUUUGUUUUUUUUUUCUAUAUUUUCCUGUCUUGACUCAGAUUGUUCCGCCAAAACGAACCCACAAGUUGUAACAUUUCAAACGGCAAUAUGAUCUAUUUUUUUCUAGUUUUGUUGAGAUGCUGAUUCUUCGCUUAGCAGUCUUGAAUACCGCUUCCUUUUUGUCACGUCAUGAGAUGUUUAAAAAAAAAAACAAGUGUGUUUUCCUUUUACAUAAUUCAGUGAAAUGAAACUGUGAUGUUUUGUUACAGGAAAUGUGUUUUGUUUUGUUACACGGUUGAAAGAAAAAGAGGAUUAAUGUCCAGCAGUGGCAGUAGUUCUGAUUUAAUUCCUGUUGUGCAUUGUAAGCUGUUUUUCAUUGUCAUUUUAUUGUACUCUGGUUUAAAAAGGUGCAAUAUCUUAUUUCACUAUUGAAACAAAGAUGGGUUCUCUAAUAUUUUGAAAGACUUUUAACUUGUAGUUUUAAAUGUUUUUCUGUUUUCAAAUGGAAAUGUCAUGGAUAAUUUAUUACAUUGAUCUGAUAUAUGAUUUCGGGGGAUGUUGCAAAUAGCUUUUUUGCCUUUGCUACCUUGUAAAACUGUAAAUAUGCUCAUAUUUGACUGUUAAUUUAAAAUAUAUAUGUUUCAUAUAUAUAUAUAUAUAGACUUCUAUAAAGAUUAUUUGUUUUCCUGCAAUCACUGUUCCAGGAAAAUUGUCCCUCUUUUUUCUGUUCUGUUGUUUCUUACUGAAAAUGUUCAAAGAUUGUGAAUGUGAUUUUGAAAUUUGAUGUUGCAUCUUGUUAUGAAGAAAUUUAUUUGUGUAUGUUCUCAAUUAUUCAAGACUGCUAAGCCUCUGUGAUUCUACCUGUGUGAUAAUUGUAGUAUUUCUGUUUUAAUUAAGUAUUAUGAUCAAAAAACUGUCUUAUUUGGUACCUCGCAGUUCACCAACACCCCGCCCAGGGUGACGUUGGUCUCAGUCCAAGGCUAAUAACGUUUUAAUUUUUUUUUUUAAUUCCUUUGUGUGAUCUGAUAUAAAAUGAUGCAGCAUUAUGGAAACCUGAUCCUUGUAUUAACGUCGUUUCUUAAUGAAAAGGGAUUUAAUUUGAUAAAUGUCUAAUUAUGGUGGCUUUUUUUUUUUUCUUCUUGUGUACAGUUAACCCUGUAUUAAAAACAUCCAGACGACCUCUGUCUGCUCUUAA